Messenger RNA from Striga hermonthica, 1578 nucleotides. The record is from the annotation of a GenBank genome assembly. NCBI's taxonomy places the organism in Eukaryota, Viridiplantae, Streptophyta, Magnoliopsida, Lamiales, Orobanchaceae.
AUGAGACAUGGUGAAUUAAGCAGUCUCCGAUCUCUUGCGAGGCCCCUCACCAAUCAUCUCCCUCCAAGAGAGCUCAACCGCCGCCGGCCAACAGAAUAUUCUCCGGCGUCGGCCCUGCAAAAUUACAUAAACUCCGAUAACCCGUCUCCCGGCCAGAAGAUUCAUGCCCACAUCCUCAAAACCGGCUUCACUCCCGACCUCAACAUCUCCAUCAAGCUCCUGAUUCUAUACCUCAAAUCCUCCAACCUGCUCUACGCCCGACAGGUGUUCGACCAAUUGCCCAGAAGAACUCUUUCGGCCUACAACUACAUGAUUUCGGGCUACACGAAACACGGGCCGGUCGAAAAAUCACUAGAACUCGUCAGGCAUCUAUACCUCUCGAACGAAAAGCCGGACGGGUUCACAUUCUCCAUGAUCUUGAAGGGCUCGACAGCCGCAGGCCCGGGUCAUCAUCGGAUAGGGACCGAAGUUCACACCCAGAUAAUAAAAUCCGGCGUAUUGGGUGAUGAAGUGCUCUACACUGCGCUGGUCUAUUCUUAUGUCAAGAGCGAGAGAAUCGAGUACGCACGGAAGGUGUUCGAUUUAAUGGUAGAACAAAAUGUAAUAUGCUCGACUGCGAUGAUCACGGGCUACAUGAACAAGGCCCGUGUGAGGGAUGCCGAGGAUGUGUUCGACAAAACUUUUGAGAAAGACGUGGUGGUUUACAAUGCCAUGAUCGAAGGAUACAGUAAAUCGGUCCAAACCGCUAAAAAUGCAGUCGAGACUUACAUCGAUAUGCAACGCGUGGGUUUUAAGCCAACAAUAUCGACGUUUGCUAGCAUUAUCGGGGCAUGCUCUCUUUUGUCAGCAUUUGAAGUCGGCCAACAAGUCCAAGGGCAAAUAAUGAAAACCGAUUUCUUCACGAACGUGAAAAUCGGGAGCGCGCUCGUGGACAUGUAUUCGAAAUGCGCCCAUACGGACUACGCGCGACGAGUUUUCGACCGAAUGUCGAGUAGAAACAUUUUUUCAUGGACUUCCAUGAUAGACGGGUACGGGAAAAACGGGAGCCCGGACGAGGCAUUACAACUCUUCGACGAAAUGGUGAAUAAAUACAAAAUCACGCCGAAUUAUGUCACGUUUCUCGGUGCACUAUCCGCAUGUGCCCAUGCGGGUUUAGUUGCAAAAGGGUAUGAGAUUUUCGGGAGCAUGGAAAGGUUUUACGGGAUGAAGCCGAGGAUGGAGCACUAUGCGUGCAUGGUGGAUUUAUUGGGUCGGGCCGGGAGUUUGGACCGGGCGCUUGAGUUUGUGGUGGGGAUGCCCGAGGAGCCCAAUUCGGACGUUUGGGCUGCAUUGUUGAGUUCUUGCAGGCUGCAUGGUGACGUGGAGCUUGCUAGGAUAGCUGCGGCCGAGCUUUUUAAGGUGAGCGGGGAGAGUAGGCCCGGUGCUUAUGUGGCGUUGUCGAAUGCGUUGGCGGAUGCCGGGCGGUGGGAGAAUGUGAGCCAACUGAGGGAGGUGAUGAAGGCAAGAGGGAUUUCAAAGGGCACAGGGUUUACUUGGAUUGGGACUGAUGAUGGUUUACUGGCUUUUCAUGCUGGGUAG